AGUUGGUGCCAAGUCGGUGCUUCGUGCUGACAGGUGCUGACCAAGUGCUGACACCAAGCUGACACUGACAGCGUGACAGCUGAGCUGAGUACCUAAAGUACCUAUUUGAUAAAAUUUGAUUUCGAUUCGACAUUCUUUAAAGAAAUACAAUACACAGCGUUGGCACGAAAUCAACAAUAUGAAUAUAUCAUCCUUGAGUAAAUUCAUCUGGAAGACACAAAAUGUUCCUGGAUAUGGGUUUCAACAAGUACGAAAUAAAUGGUCUAACUGGAUGAUGGUGAGAGAUGUCAAGCGACGCCGAAUGAGUGCUGAACACUUCCUUGAAAGAACAAGAAUUAAUGCACUUAGGAAGAAUGAUGUCCUGCCAAUUGAGAUCAGAGAAAUGGCUGACAAAGAAAUAAAUAAAUUCGAAUUGAAUGCUACUCCACUCAGGAUUAACAACAGAUGUGUUGUAACAUCAAGACCACGUGGAAUUGUAAAGGAAUGGCGAAUGAGCAGAAUUGUAUGGAGAUCUCUUGCAGAUUACAAUAAACUUUCUGGAGUUCAAAGAGCUAUGUGGGGUUAAUUUUAUUGUUGUAUAGUAAUAAAUUAGUUUAGUGUA
Plutella xylostella (diamondback moth) is the source of this 601-nucleotide messenger RNA. RefSeq names its product mitochondrial ribosomal protein S14 (gene mRpS14). Lineage: Eukaryota; Metazoa; Arthropoda; Insecta; Lepidoptera; Plutellidae. Gene Ontology annotation, cellular component: mitochondrial small ribosomal subunit; ribosome. Gene Ontology annotation, biological process: translation. Gene Ontology annotation, molecular function: structural constituent of ribosome. The record is from RefSeq and is a predicted model, not a curated record.